This is a messenger RNA of Pangasianodon hypophthalmus (striped catfish), 1864 nucleotides long. RefSeq names its product lanosterol 14-alpha demethylase (gene cyp51a1). The transcript has 10 exons. The coding region runs from base 88 to 1593 and encodes 501 amino acids. The record is from RefSeq and is a predicted model, not a curated record. NCBI's taxonomy places the organism in Eukaryota, Metazoa, Chordata, Actinopteri, Siluriformes, Pangasiidae. Gene Ontology annotation, molecular function: oxidoreductase activity, acting on paired donors, with incorporation or reduction of molecular oxygen; heme binding; monooxygenase activity.
AGAAGUUUUAAUGAUGGAGGUGGAGGAUUAAAACUCGUACUCGAGUGAACAGAAUCCUCAGACUGGCAGUUCAGCUCUAACAUCAAAAUGACCGUUUUUGAAGUUAGCAACCGGCUAAUGGAGAGCGCAGUUGAGAAAAUAAUGAGCGAAAAUCUGGCAUUCACGAUUCUUGCAACGUCAGCUUUCACGCUCGCACUGGCGUAUUUAUCUAAAAUGGUGUUCAAACAGCAACAACCGCAGGAUAAAGACGACGGACAAAAAUAUCCUCCAUACAUCCCGUCCAGUUUGCCGUUCCUGGGUCAUGCCAUCGCUUUCGGAAAAAGCCCCAUCGACUUCCUGGAAAACGCGUACGAGAAGUACGGACCUGUGUUCAGCUUUACGAUGGUGGGGAAGACGUUCACCUAUCUGGUGGGAAGCGAAGCAGCCGCUCUGAUGUUCAACAGUAAAAACGAAGACCUGAACGCCGAGGACGUUUAUUCACGGCUGACCACGCCCGUGUUCGGCAAAGGAGUCGCCUAUGACGUCCCCAACCACGUGUUCCUGGAGCAGAAGAAGCUGUUGAAGACGGGGCUGAACGUGGCUCGCUUUAAGCAGCAUGUACAGCUCAUCGAAGAAGAAACGAGGCAGUAUUACACCCGCUGGGGGGAUAGUGGAGAGAAGAAUCUGUUUGAGAGUCUGAGUGAGCUGAUCAUCCUCACGGCGAGUCGCUGUCUGCACGGCGUGGAGAUCCGCAGCGUUCUCACCGAGAGUGUUGCUCAACUCUACACCGACCUCGACGGAGGAUUUACCCACGCUGCCUGGAUAUUACCUCAGUGGCUUCCUUUGCCUAGCUUCAGGCAGAGAGACCGUGCUCACAAAGCCAUCAAACAAAUCUUUUACAAAGUGAUCGAGAAACGCAGGAAGAGCGCAGUGAAAGAGGACGACAUCCUACAGACACUCAUAGACGCCACGUACAAAGAUGGACGCGCUCUGAAUGAUGAUGAGAUUUCAGGGAUGCUGAUUGGUCUGUUGUUGGCGGGUCAGCACACUUCCUCCACCACCAGCGCGUGGCUUGGGUUCUUCCUGGCGCGAGACCCUGAGCUGCAGAAACGCUGCUACAGCGAGCAGAAACAAGUGUGUGGAGAAAACCUGCCACCCGUCACCUACGAACAGCUGAAGGAGCUGACCCUGCUGGACUGCUGUCUGAAGGAGACUCUGAGGCUGCGCCCUCCCAUCAUGACCAUGAUGAGAAUGGCUCGAACUCCUCAGAAAGUUGGAGGUUACACCAUCCCUGCAGGACACCAGGUGUGUGUGUCUCCCACAGUAAACCAUCGACUCCAGGACACCUGGACUCAUCGAUUGGACUUUGACCCUGACCGUUACCUUGGUGAUAACCCCGCCGCUUCGGAGAAGUUCGCCUACGUGCCAUUCGGAGCAGGUCGGCACCGGUGCAUCGGCGAGAACUUCGCCUACGUGCAGAUUAAGACAAUUUGGUCGACGUUGUUGCGUUUGUAUGAGUUUGAGCUGGUAGACGGAUAUUUCCCCACUGUGAACUACACCACCAUGAUACACACACCCAACAACCCCAUCAUCAGAUACAGACGGAGGACAUAACACACACCGUCACACACACACACCGUCACACAAGGCUGGCUGAUGAAGGCCUGGAAUAACACCCAGGAGGUUUCUGGUAUCACACAGGAAGCAGUGUUCGAGCACAAUAAUCACACACACACACACACACUCUCUCAAUCUCUCCUCAGUGAUGCUAUUUGUAAAUAAACAGUUUUAUUAAUAUAUACAAAUCAAUUUUGCAACUUUGCUGAACUGUGAAAAUGUUUAAAGAAUGAUGUGUAAAUGUUCCAUUAAAAUUGUUCCAGUCGUC